This is a messenger RNA of Pseudogymnoascus verrucosus, 2079 nucleotides long. RefSeq lists its product as uncharacterized. Gene Ontology annotation, molecular function: carbohydrate:proton symporter activity. Gene Ontology annotation, cellular component: membrane. Gene Ontology annotation, biological process: transmembrane transport; carbohydrate transport. Bases 353 to 1903 code for a protein of 516 amino acids. The transcript is spliced from 5 exons. NCBI's taxonomy places the organism in Eukaryota, Fungi, Ascomycota, Leotiomycetes, Thelebolales, Thelebolaceae. The record is from RefSeq and is a predicted model, not a curated record.
CUUAAAUCACUAUCCCUGCGUAUCCAUACCAUGGGGUACACGGUGUAUGCGUAGAGCGGGGAAUAUCUGGCACAGCACUCCUCUAGUUCACAACUAGUCCGUCUAGUCUUUGACAGCCACCAUCCCCACAUUCUCGCUCUCUCGCGGAGAUUCCCCGGUCCCGUUUUUGCCUAGUCGUCGCCUGGCAAUCCAUUUUUCUGCAUCCUGUUACUUAGACCCAUACGUUGACAUGAUUUACUUCAUAGCUCUACUUAAGAUGGCUCGUAUUUCCUUCCUUUUUCUUCUUCCUGCAUCUAACUAUACCUCUACAUCAAGGCGGUGCUCAAAUAUUUCUAUUCUCAACUAAUCCACCAUGGGCAUUCUCUCGAAGGAGCAGAACGAGAGUGAGAUCGCUGCUGGCUCUACACUCGUUGCAGCUCUUCCACCAAAUCCAAAACCAUGGUAUCGAACAAGACAUCUUUUACGACUAAAUGUUACUCUUCUUGUUCUCCUCGUUUCUGCUGCUUCCGUCGGCUUUGAUGGCUCUAUGAUGAACGGUCUUCAAACACUUCCACAAUGGCGAGGCUAUUUUGGACAUCCCAACGGGGCACUUCUUGGAGCAAUGAACGCAGUCUACCCCGUGGGAAAAGUAUGUGGUCUCUUACCAGUCACAUGGAUCUCUGAUCACUAUGGAAGAAAAGCACCCAUUUUGGCUGGCUUUAUCCUGCUUUUGAUCGGAACUGUUAUUCAAACAGCUUCUCAGAAUCUAGCAAUGUUUAUUGUCUCGCGUUUCUGGAUUGGUGUCUCAACAGUCUUCCUCUCUCAACCCUGUCCAAUUCUAGUCACAGAGCUGGCCUACCCGACUCACCGUGCCAAAGUCACUGCACUAUACAACACAUUUUAUUAUGUCGGCGCAAUUAUAGCUGCUUGGUCGACUUAUGGAACGUUUCGACUCGAUUCUUCAUGGAGCUGGAGGAUCCCGUCGGCACUUCAGGGAGCAUUACCCUUGAUUCAAAUCAGCUUUUUCUGGCUCGUCCCCGAAUCUCCUAGGUGGCUUGUAGCCAAAAAGAGAAUAGAGGAGGCGCGGAAAGUCCUAACCAAGCAUCAUGCUGGUGGAGAUGUGACUUCACUCCUAGUCGAAUUUGAGCUGAAAGAAAUUGAAGAGAGUAUCUCCUUUGAGGAAGUCGUCGUUUCCGAGUCGUCUUAUAUGGAUUUGAUUCGAACUCCAGCGAACAGGAAGCGAACAUUCAUUGCCUUUGUCGUAGGAUUCGGAGCACAGUGGAAUGGGGGGGGUGUUAUAUCGUACUACCUAACGCUCGUCCUCAACACCAUUGGAAUCACUUCCGUCGCCUCGCAAGCCCUAAUUAAUGGUUUGCUCCAAAUUUUCAACUGGUUUGCCUCAGUUCUUGCCGGUGCGUUGAUGGUUGAUCGUUUAGGUCGUCGUACCCUAUUUCUCUGGUCCGUGGGCGGUAUGCUAGUCUCUUAUAUCAUCUGGACCGCACUGUCAAGUUACUUCAGCCGCACCCUUGACCAGAAUUCUGGUAAUGCAGUGGUGGCAUUUAUCUUCAUCUACUACUUCUUUUAUGACAUCGCCUGGAAUCCACUGCUUCAAGCAUAUACUGUGGAAAUUUUCCCAUAUUCACUGCGCGGCCGCGGCCUCACCGUCACUCUCGGGUCGACCUACGUUGGGUUAAUCGUUGGUCAAUUUAUAAACCCUGUCGCGAUGAAGGCUAUUGGCUGGCACUACUAUAUUGUCUUCUGCUGUCUGUUAGGCAUUCUCUUUGCAAUUGUCUGGUUCAUGUUCCCGGAGACGAAGGGCCACUCCCUAGAGGAAAUUGCCCAGAUUUUUGAUGGCAAGAGACCUGAUGCCACGGACGAGCUGAAGUAUGCCAAGUCUACAGAGGCAAGGAUCGAGUCGAUCUGAUAAGAGGCGAACUUUGUACCCCAAAGCUCAAAGGUUUGGGUUGAUACACGUGAAAUACCCCAUUCAGGUCUAUGGAGAAUAGAAAUAGAGGCUUUGUUUACUUGGAAAUUGUAUACCUGGGCCCAACAUUGAAGCAUUCUAUCUGCGUAUAUAGCACGUCAAUGAUAAAUUGAAAG